Messenger RNA from Momordica charantia (bitter melon), 738 nucleotides. RefSeq names its product carboxypeptidase. The record is from RefSeq and is a predicted model, not a curated record. Lineage: Eukaryota; Viridiplantae; Streptophyta; Magnoliopsida; Cucurbitales; Cucurbitaceae.
CCGAAUUACGAUUCUUGUUUUACGGAUUCUAUUGUUCAAUAGAACAAAAUCUCUGCAUUUCACUUAUUUUUGUUGCGAAUUCCACCAGUUCGGUGCAAUGGCUCUCAAUCUCCAUUGUUACUGUUCUUCGACUCGCUUCCUUCCUCUCACUCCCAAAGCUCCGUCGGAAGUUCUUCGCUCCGAUCGUCUGAAUCGCGCUUCAAAAUUGAGCGCAGAUUCGACUAAAUUCCACACAAUACGAAACUCCGCGAACUCGAACAACCAAUUGACGCUUAGAACUUGCAGAAAUUGCAAGACACAAUUUGACCCCUCCCUCAAUCACCCUCGAGCUUGCCGAUUUCACACCGCUCAUUUUGGAGGUGAAACAAAGAGAAAGUUUGAAAGUGUACACACAGGAGGAACAAUGGACACUCCAGACUCUGGCAAGGUUUUUCAAUACUGGCAUUGCUGUGGGUCUGAGGAUCCUUUCGAUCCGGGAUGUACUGCUGCUCCACACUCCUCCUACGAUGACAGUUGAUACGUUAAAUCGACAAAUUUUCUCGAGGUUCCCUUCUUUCAGGAAAAACUCUUGAUUCUUUUUUUACCUGAAGUCAUAUGUAAAACUGUACAUAUUUAUAUCCUAUCUAAAUUAACUAUCUACUAGUGCAGUUUUGGGUACAUGUUUAUGUGUAUGAUGUCUAUCAUUGUCAAAGAAAAUCUAAAUUGUUUACUUCUAAUGCAAAAAUCCAUUUUUCUUCA